Messenger RNA from Sporothrix schenckii 1099-18, 1728 nucleotides. Its product is annotated as NADPH oxidase. NCBI's taxonomy places the organism in Eukaryota, Fungi, Ascomycota, Sordariomycetes, Ophiostomatales, Ophiostomataceae. Gene Ontology annotation, biological process: defense response; superoxide anion generation. Gene Ontology annotation, molecular function: superoxide-generating NAD(P)H oxidase activity. The transcript is spliced from 3 exons. The record is from RefSeq and is a predicted model, not a curated record. Bases 1 to 1728 code for a protein of 575 amino acids. Gene Ontology annotation, cellular component: NADPH oxidase complex; plasma membrane.
AUGUCCGGCUACAACGAUUACGACGGUGGCUACCGGGAGAAGCAGUCAGAGCGGUCACGAUGGACGCCAUUAACACGGAUGCUUCUUUCGGGUGAGAUGACCCAGGAGAAGCAAAAGGAACUGACGAACCGCGAAAAGUUUGACCGUUGGAUGAUCAACGAAGGCUACCGUCGAUUCUUUGUGUUUGUCUUCAUGCUGCUUCACGGCAUGGUGUUUGCGUUUGGUUUUGUCAACUAUGCACGGAAAGACAGCUUGCAAAACGCUCGCGAUGUCUUCGGUCCGACAUACAUGAUUGCUCGUGCCGCCGCCCUCGUUCUGCAUUUCGACGUGGCCCUGAUCUUGUUCCCCGUCUGCCGCACUUUCAUCUCGCUUGCCCGCCAAACGCCUCUGAAUGGCAUCAUUCAAUUCGACAAGAACAUCACGUUCCACAUCACGACAGCGUGGUCCAUCGUCUUCUUUUCCUGGGUCCACACGAUCGCUCACUGGAACAACUUCGCCCAGAUUUCUGCCAAGAACAACCUCGGUUUCUACGGAUUUCUGCUCGCCAACUUUACAUCUGGCCCUGGCUGGACUGGAUACACGAUGCUGACCGCGCUCAUGGGCAUGGUUCUUACUUCAGUUGAGAAGCCGCGUCGUGCCAACUACGAGCGUUUCUGGUACACGCACCACAUGUUCGUCAUCUUCUUCUUCUUUUGGUCGAUCCACGGUGCCUUCUGCAUGAUUCAGCCCGAUGUCGCGCCAUUCUGUGUCUCAAUCGGCACUCAGGCAGUCGGAGUAUUCUGGCAAUACUGGAUGUACGGUGGCUUCAUCUACCUGGCAGAGCGUGUUGCGCGUGAGCUUCGGGGCCGUCACAAGACAUACAUUUCCAAGGUCAUUCAGCACCCCAGCAACGUGUGUGAGAUUCAGAUCAAGAAGGAGCACACAAAGACCCGUGCGGGCCAGUACAUCUUCUUCAGCUGCCCGGCCGUAUCGAUCUGGCAGUACCACCCGUUCACGUUGACCAGCGCGCCGGAGGAGGACUACAUUUCCAUCCACAUGCGUGUUGUCGGUGACUUCACACGCGAGGUGGCCAAGGCUCUGGGCUGCGAGUUCGACCGCAAGGACAAGGAUGCGUCCAAGGUGGUCGGUGUCAACGGCGAUAACAACGACGUCGACCCGGCGCUGCGGCGCGUCCUUCCGCGUGUCUAUGUUGAUGGACCCUUCGGCUCGGCAUCCGAGGAUGUGUUCAAGUACGAGGUGUCGGUGCUGGUCGGUGCCGGUAUUGGGGUCACGCCGUUUGCAUCGAUUCUCAAGUCGAUAUGGUACCGGAUGAACUACCCCCAGUCCAAGACCCGCCUGUCCAAGGUGUACUUUGUUUGGAUUUGCCGUGACUUCGGCUCGUUUGAGUGGUUCCGGUCGCUGCUGCUGGCCAUUGAGGCGCAGGAUGUGGACAACCGAAUUGAGAUCCACACGUACCUAACGGCCAAGAUCAAGAUUGACGAUGCCACGAACAUCAUGAUCAACGAUGCCAACGCAGACAAGGACGCCAUCACGGGUCUGCGCGCGCCGACCAAUUUCGGCCGCCCUAACUGGGACAUGAUCUUCCGGGGCAUUCGCAAGUUGCACACGCCUGCCGAGGCGGGUGUGUUCUUCUGCGGUCCCAAGGGUCUCGGCAGCACACUGCACAUUUUCUGCAACAAGUACAGCGAGCCUGGCUUCUCGUUCGUCUGGGGCAAGGAGAAUUUCUAG